AUCAUUUUAUUUAAUAUGGUGGAUCCCAGCAAGCAGUUAAAAUUUGAGAAAAUUUUGUUGAAAUUGAUGAUGUGGACAAUGGUGAAACGGAAAUGAAAAGGAGUUAUAAAGGAGAGUUAACAGUAAAACGGGUUUAAACUUUAAACAAUAUAUUAUUUUUUAAACAGUGAAAAGAGAUUGGAGAUAAGAAAAUGAAAAUAGAGGAUCUAGGUCCAUGACUAGGUAUGUCUGUGAUGUGGAUAAUAUGCCCGCGAAGGCCAAAAUUAUAAGCCAUUAAUUCCAACAGAAGAGAACCAAAAAAAAAGAAAAGGCAAUGGCACGCUACUUUCACCGGAUAUAUAUGAACCAGUCCUCCGGCGACAAGAAAGAGAGUAAUUUUCAAGACACAAGCAGACUACCAGCGGAACAAUUUGCUCCUCUAGCUACCACAUUCAGGCGGCGACUCCUGGUGGGUAUUGGGUCAGCUUCGCUGGUUGCUUUGGGUGCAGAUUUCGGAGGAGUUACGAGUUUUCUUCUGGGUUUGUCGCCGGAAACUAGUCGGAAUCUCAAGCUGGAUGUAAUUUACCCAAUUGGAGGCUACAGUAGAUACAUUGACACCAACCAAGGAUUUGCAAAUUGGGUUGGAGAUCAGAGACUAUUGUACAGAGCAGCUGAGAAAAAAGAGUUGGAAAGAUCACUGGAUCCACCUCCAAUAAACAACACUCCACGAAGAAAUGUAAACGAACCUAUUGUUGCAUUUGGGCCUCCUGGUACUAGCGGUGAGCUCAAUGUCAGUGUCAUUGUUUCCCCAGUUCCUCUUGAUUUCAAAAUUGAAGCAUUUGGAGGAGCAAAAGAGGUAGGAGAAUCUGUAAUACGAAGCAUAACAGGAUCAGGCAAACGACCAGACGUGAAAGCAAGUUUGAUAGAAUCGAGUUUGAGAGAAGAUAGUGAAAAGAAUGUGAAGUACUACGAGAUUGAGUUCAAAGUUGAGAGCCCCUCCUUUCGUAGACACAAUGUGGCGGUUUGUUGUGCCAGAAGUGGUAGAUUAUAUACGCUAAACGCUCAAGCACCUGAAUCUGUUUGGGCAGAGGUGAAGUUGGACUUCCAUAGAAUUGCUCACUCAUUUACUCUGACCUCUUGAUAUAUAUAUAUAUAUAUAUAUAUAUUUGAAUUUUUGUAGACUCAAAAACAAUCAAUUCUAAGCAAUAUAUAUAUAUAUAUAUAUAUAAUACUUGGAAAAACCCAGAUUUUUUAA
Ziziphus jujuba (common jujube) is the source of this 1234-nucleotide messenger RNA. Its product is annotated as psbP domain-containing protein 7, chloroplastic. Gene Ontology annotation, molecular function: calcium ion binding. Bases 314 to 1120 code for a protein of 268 amino acids. Gene Ontology annotation, cellular component: photosystem II; photosystem II oxygen evolving complex; extrinsic component of membrane. Gene Ontology annotation, biological process: photosynthesis. The transcript has 3 exons. Lineage: Eukaryota; Viridiplantae; Streptophyta; Magnoliopsida; Rosales; Rhamnaceae. The record is from RefSeq and is a predicted model, not a curated record.